Molecule: messenger RNA, 1054 nt
Organism: Syngnathus typhle (broad-nosed pipefish)
Lineage: Eukaryota; Metazoa; Chordata; Actinopteri; Syngnathiformes; Syngnathidae
Product: maternal B9.10 protein-like
Exons: 4
Coding region: 1-885 (294 amino acids)
Biological process (GO): negative regulation of cell population proliferation; negative regulation of mitotic cell cycle
Cellular component (GO): nucleus; cytoplasm
Source: RefSeq, a predicted model, not a curated record
AUGAAGGAGGAAAUUGCCGCCACCGUGUUCUUCGUGGGCCGCCUGGUCAAGCGCUACGGAUGCCUGGACGAGGACGGCCGCGAGCGCUUUGCCGCCGCGCUCACGUCGGCCUUGUUUGAGAGCUACAAGAACCACUGGCACCCGGACGUGCCCGCCAAGGGCCAGGCCUACAGGUGCCUGCGGAUGAACUGGUUACAACGACAGGAUCCAGUGCUUCAGAAGGUGUGCGCGAGAAGCGGCGUGCGCUACGAGGACCUGGGCCUACCUCGGGAGCUCACCGUGUGGGUCGACCCCGGCGAGGUGUCGUGCAGGUACGGCGAACACAGCGCCCCCUUCUCCAUCUCGGUUGUGGACGGCAGUCGACACGCCCGUGGCCAGUUUUCCCGGCGAGUCCACGACGCGGUGGAACGCGCCAGCCUGGAAGUGCCCUCGGAGAGUUCUUCGGAUGAGGACGGUAAUGGUGGCGGCGGGGAGGAGGAGGAGGAGGAGGAGGAGGAAGAAGAAGAGCGCCGCCGCAGCCCCUCUGCUCUCUUUGCCGAAGCCAAAAGCAUCCCGACUGUUAACAACCCCAAUAGCGUCUACCGGGUAAGUCAGCACAGUUCAGCGAGUUUGCUCCCGGCGCCCCCCGGACGUGGCUCACCUACCCUAGGAGGAAGCCGUUGGGCGGGGACGCCUUCCCGCCUCUCGUCCCACUUCCUCCUCUCUCACCGCAGCAGCUGGCGGGCUCCAAAGGUUUCUAUUCCGACCGGACCUUGUUCACCUUCACCGGGCCCCGCGUGGAUAAGUACCACUGGGUCAGCAAGUCCCGCUCCUAAAACUUUCCGUAUCUCUGGAGAAGAAAAGAAAUUCCCCAAAAAAGUCAAAGGACUGUUUGUGUAUCUUUAAAGCAGAAUUUUCCAUUUGUCCAAAUGAGGGUUUUUUUCGGUGUUUUUUUUUUUUUAACCGUCUUGACACAAGUGCUUUUUAACUAAUUCUAACUGUAAAUGUAUUUUUAAUCUCCAGUAACUAAAUAAAGUAACACAAUUGUGCAAAAUAAAAGGUGCUCAUUUCAAAA